This is a messenger RNA of Colossoma macropomum (tambaqui), 3091 nucleotides long. RefSeq names its product DnaJ (Hsp40) homolog, subfamily C, member 18 (gene dnajc18). Gene Ontology annotation, biological process: cellular response to misfolded protein. Gene Ontology annotation, molecular function: Hsp70 protein binding. The coding region runs from base 571 to 1800 and encodes 409 amino acids. Gene Ontology annotation, cellular component: endoplasmic reticulum membrane. The transcript has 8 exons. The record is from RefSeq and is a predicted model, not a curated record. Lineage: Eukaryota; Metazoa; Chordata; Actinopteri; Characiformes; Serrasalmidae.
UGUAACAUAAAUGUGAGCUCGACGCCGCUGAGACACGCCGUGAGGGCGCCAUGUAUGGCCAGUGUGAUCUUCCCCCUGGAUUUUGGUAUUACCGCAUUUCCGUUUCCCCUUAGCAAUGGCGGCUGCUACUAAUGUUUAGAUGUUUCGUGUCUUGGUCUUCUGGUGCGUGUUUCUGUAAAGCUAUGCGGGACGUUUUGUUUCAGACAUGCUGUUUCUGAUGAAUAAGUAUUCGCGUACGAUUGAACUGCGUCAAUGGGACCAACAUGCUGCUGAAAAUCAGACACUAAUCUGCUGAUACACCUUUUUGUUAUUAAUUAGCAGUUAGCUUGCUAGCGUCUUCACGUACCGGUUUUGCUAGCCAGCCAAACCAGUCGGGUUAACUGAAUAUUCACAGCACGGCAAAUCUGCGUAUAAUUUUAGGGUCAGAUUUGCUGUCUACGUUUGAAAUUUUAAACUGUUAAACUGUCGAAGUGCACAUCAUCUUCCGCAGUUUUUGGCAGACUGUCUCUGCAGCUGUCAGAAAGCCGUCAGCGCAGGUGUCAGUCCCGAGCAGUGGAUCCGCUGUAAGAGAUGCCGGGAUUUGAAACGGACAAGGAGGAAUCUGACCGAUUGAUAGAGAAAGCAAAGCUAUGUCUACGGUCAGGACGGAAGGAGAAAGCUCUACAGAUGCUGUACGAAGCACAGAAGAUCUACCCCAGCACCCGAGCCAGAGUUCUCAUUGAUGCCAUUGUGAAAAAUGGGAGCGCAGCAGCCCCUGAAACAGAGCGCACAUACACUCCUCCGCCCGGCUGGAGGAAUGACGAAGAUGGCCCUGGCCAGCGGCAUCACCAGCAUCACAGUGCGGGAGAGGCGCGUGCGAGUGAGGGGCCCAGUGACGACAAAAAGAGCUAUACUGAAGAGCAGAGACAGGGGGUCCUCAGGAUAAAGAGAUGUAAGGACUUCUAUGAAAUUUUGGGAGUGCCGAAAGAUGCCAAUGAUGAGGACUUGAAAAAGGCCUACCGAAAGCUUGCCCUGCGCUUUCAUCCAGACAAGAACUUUGCUCCUGGGGCCACUGAUGCAUUCAAAGCCAUUGGUAAUGCCUAUGCAGUGCUGAGUAACCCAGAGAAGAGGCAGCAGUAUGAUCAGUAUGGGGAACAGGGUGCCACUGAGCCAGCCAGUCACUCUUCAGCCCAGCCACGUCACACACACGGACACCAUCGCACCUUCCACAGGGACUUUGAGGCUGAUAUCUCCCCUGAGGAGCUCUUUAAUAUCUUCUUUGGGGGCAGGUUCCCAACAGGCAACAUCCAUGUGUACACCAACAGAGGAGCCUCUUAUGCCCAUGUAUACCAGCCACGCAGACGUCGUGCAUAUGAGCGACGAGAAGAAGAGGUAGAAGACAACCGCAGCCAGAACACGUUCACAGCCCUCCUGCAGCUUCUCCCUGUGCUGGUCCUCGUCCUCAUCUCUGUAGUAACCCAACUGAUGGCAACCAACCCUCCUUACAGCCUCUUCUACAAACCGUCCAUGGGUUUGGUGGUGAGUAGGGAGACCCAGCACAUGGGUGUACCCUACUAUGUAGAUAAGAGCUUUGAGAAGGAGUACCGUGGGGCAGCUCUUGAUGAGCUAGAAAAGACCAUUGAGAGCGACUACAUAGAACAUCUACAGAGCAGCUGCUGGAAAGAAAAACAACAGAAGUCGGACCUGGCUAAUUUGGGCCAGCUUUAUCGGGAUGAACGGCUGAAGCAGAAGGCCGAGACCAUGAAGCUGGACCACUGCGAGAAGCUGCACCGCUUCUUGGGCCGCCAGAGGGGUGACUGAGAGUGGGCUUCUCUCCCAGCAUGCUCUCCCCCAAAAGAGUUCUUACUGUCAGUGAUUAAUUUUGAAUUAAUCUGUGCAGGUCACUUUCUUGGAAGGGAGAGAUGAUGCAAGUAGAGAGGUGGUCUGAGAUGUAUUUAGGUGAGAGCAUGGUGCCUUUUGCCCUGCUGCCUGGGGAAAAGGCCACUAGCAUGCUGAAUUACACUGGAGCUGCUGGGAGCGAUAAAUUCAGUCUUCUGCAACAGAGAGGCCUCCUUGCAGAGGGUGUGUUUGUGUGUGUGUUUGUGCCAGAGCUGGGUUUUAUUUCCUUACAUUAAGGAACUUAGGCUCCAGGCUUGCUGACAGGGUUGAUGCUAGAGAUCCUCCUGUUCACACUCCCACUUUAUUGGAUGCCUGCCUGAGUUUCAUUAGUACUAUUGUUUAUUUAACUGACUUCAAAUAAUACUGACUAAAAAAAAUUAACUUAUUUAUUUUCUUUGUUUAUGUGAAGUGAGUUAUUUUUAGGUGUAUCUAAUGACACUGAAAAGCUUUCAGUUGAACACUAAGAUUAAUACAUUUCCCCCCCCCACAUUGGCUAAAGUUGAACGGUUGCAAACGACAGGGUCGAAAAACAUAAAUGCUUCAAAAAGCUCUUCCAGAAGUGUUUGUGUACAAACUUGAAUCAACUUUCACAUAUUUAAAUAAGUGAAAGUGAUGUAUCAAUUCUUGACAAUGCUCCCGAGGUCUAGCAUCACAAGGCAUUAACUCAGUCUCGUUAAGAGUCUUGUGUUGUGGAGAGGGAAAAAUGUCUUUUGUCUGUGUUCUGAAAUCUUGCCAAAAGCCAUUAUCUCAGUUAUAUAUUUUUUUUUCGUAGAUUCAUUUAUACAUUUUACUCUUACCAAAUUCCAAAAUUUUGUGUUGCAUGCAGCCCAGUGGGAGAUUCCCUUUGCUUUGUGUUAUACAGUGUUCAACACAGCAAAGUCAGGUUAAAUUUAUUUUAGAGCUCUUGCUUAUAGCCUACGCACAAAGGAAUUACUUGUAACUUUUCAGUUGUAAAGCUGGUCAUAUGUUGUACCUCAGAUUAGUCAGCACUAGUCAAGAAGUUCAAAAUGUGAUAGCCUUUUUAAUAUAGCUCACAUGGGGGCCUGAGAGCCAGGCUAAUGUCCUAAAGGAUGUAAUGGGAAAAGCUUGGAAGGGCAGAGGCUAAUUUAAAUAAUGUGUGAGCUGUAGCCAUGUUGCCCUGUUGGCACUCUACGGCCAAGUUAGUUGGUGCUGAGUAAGAUUUUGUGCUGGUUUAAUAAAACACUGAGCAUUG